This is a messenger RNA of Medioppia subpectinata, 1977 nucleotides long. Lineage: Eukaryota; Metazoa; Arthropoda; Arachnida; Sarcoptiformes; Oppiidae. The record is from the annotation of a GenBank genome assembly.
CUAUUGGUGCCAAUCAUAUCGGCUCAGUUAAGUUUCUUUGACAACCGCUUCCCACCGGCUCCGGCCACCCGACGCACACUACUUAGAAAUAACGGUCAGUUUAGUAGUAGACGUAACGCAGCCCUACAACAGGCGCCUACGGAUGAGCCACAGAAUCAACAGAUUUCGCAAACACAUGAGGACGCCGUGCAAGAGGUGCAGGAGGUCCACGAGCCACAACAUGUGGACAGUCAGCCACCUAUAGUUCAGCAAUCAGUGCCAACACAACGUCCUCGCAAUGGUUUCGGCCAACAACCAGCUCCUAGUCGUCGGCCCACAACUGGCUUUCCUUCAAGAGUUCCUCAACAACAACAACAGACAGAGUUUGACGACACUAUCAGUCAGACACAUGUGGCCGUCGAUGAGGGAUCGGAUGAGAAUCUGACCCAAAAGCAAGACUCGGCGCUCACAGACAUAAGUAUGGAAGACGUGUCCACCGAAAGAGUCACUCCAGGCGUCACUUUCGCCUCCACUGAAGACACAACUGGCGAUGAUUUCACUCCAACAGCACCCGUACAGCGACCCAUCACUACCACCACAACAACUGGUAUUAGCGCUGGACAGAGAAAAGGCGGCUCCAGAGGACAGACGGGUAGUCGAGGCGUACAGAAACCAGUUUUAGGAAAUGGCAAAAAAGUUGUGACACAACAAAAACCCGUUCCCACCGGACGUCGGCCGUCAGCGCCGAGAGAUAGACAACAAGUAACACAAGUUGUGGACACUAGCGAUAGGCAAACUCCAGUGGACGAUACAACUGAUGCACAGCUCGAUGAGGGCGAUGUCAGAGGAGGUGUCAGAGAUGGACAGACAACAGUUGCCGAUCACGACAGGACUCAGACCAGUGGUGACUCCGGAGACGGUGGUCACGGGGGACACGAUGACGGACACCACGACCACCAUUCAGGCGAUCCGAUCCAAUGGCUUAGGGAUGCGGUGCGAGGAGAACCCGGAGCUGAUUAUCCCAUUUUCUAUACUCCGCCGGAAACUGGUUUCAAGUGUUCAGACCAACAGUAUCCGGGAUAUUAUGCCGACGUCGAGGCGCGGUGUCAGGUGUUCCACAUCUGUCAGGAGAACGGAAAGUCCGAUGCAUUCUUGUGCCCAAACGGCACUAUAUUCUCACAGCAGGCCUUUGUAUGCAUUUGGUGGCACGACUUUGACUGCAAUACUGCCUCCCAGUACUACAAUCUCAACGCACAACUCUAUACCGCACCCGAAACCAGUCAACCCUCGCAACCGGUAGAUCAAGAUUUUGAGAGACCCUCACAACCAGCGGCCGGUAUGAGACCUUCGGGCGGUCGUCCCGCAGCUCCUGUUGGCGGUCGACCCGUCGACUCGAUUGGUGGCCAACCCGGAGGACCGAGUGAUGAACGCAUUCAGAUGCCAAUCGACGAAUCGACAGAAGUUCAGGAACAGGACAUCAGAGAGGGAGGAGUGGACACCGAAUCACCUCAGGUUCAGACCGUCACCGAUGGCUCGCAAGAAGUGACGGCUGACGAGACGCCAGCUUUCGAAGGAAUCACCGCUACUCAGCCGCCCGUCAGAGCACCCAAUGGUCGACCGACUGGCGGUUUAAAAGGCAUUUCAAACGGAAGGGGGAGUAGUCGUCCGGCAAAGAGUGGCACUUCUGUGACCAAAAAGACGGGCCAAACAGCAGUUCCUCAGACGCGCAUUCCUAUCACUACUACCCGACCAAUCAGUGGCUCAAAAAAGACUCGUCCGUCGGUGACUAAUGGUCAGACAUCGAUUCCCAGCUCACCCGCAGAUAAGGCACGAAACGGUAUAACCAAAUCAGUCAGACCUCAAACCAGUUUUGGGGGUCAGAUAGGGUCGCGACCGCGCGCUGGCGUCGGCACUAAAUCUGCGUUUAGGACAUCUCAGAGACAAGAACUCGAUGGACAACAUUCAGCCCCCAAUUGGUACUACUAUUUCAAUCUAUAA